Psilocybe cubensis is the source of this 315-nucleotide messenger RNA. RefSeq lists its product as uncharacterized. The record is from RefSeq and is a predicted model, not a curated record. NCBI's taxonomy places the organism in Eukaryota, Fungi, Basidiomycota, Agaricomycetes, Agaricales, Agrocybaceae. The coding region runs from base 1 to 315 and encodes 104 amino acids. The transcript has 3 exons.
AUGAAGUUAAUCACCGGUAUUACCCUCUUGUCAGCUCUUGUGUUGUCCGUCGUGGCCGACUCCACUGUCAUGCUCUGCUCAGAUGCCAACCUGGAGGGUACAUGCGUGUUCAUACAAUACAAGAACAACAAAUGCCACAACGUACCCGCACGUAUGAAUGAUGUAAUCUCAAGCGUUGCUCCUGGUGGCAGCGGUCACCAUUGCACACUCUUCAGGGAUUAUGAUUGCUCUGGUCCAACCUAUGAUGUUAACUCAUAUGUGGCCUUCCUUUCCGGAUUUAACGACGAGAUGUCGUCUUUCAAAUGCUCCUCUUGA